AUGCCCCGAUACAGGGACAAGGAUAUGCUCGGCGCCUCCCGAUCGCAAUUCCGGCGCAUCCAGCUCAUCACCGCGACACCGACCUUCAAGCUCGUCGUGAUCGUGUUGUUCGUGUUCGUGGGAAUCAGAUGGGUGGUCGAGCACAACCACGACUCGGAUGACUGGCCGGCUGGCGGGGCACAGCCUGGCAGAAGUGUCGAGAGUUUCUGGAAUAACUGGGACAAUAAACAGUACAUACAAGUCGUGGCCGACGAGGAGAAACUGUGUAGUGCUGUGUUAGUGUGGCAUGAUAUGGAGGAUAUUGGCAGCAGGGCAUCGAGGACGUUGCUUUACCCCUCCAGCUGGUCGCCCGACGAAAUCGAUAGCGAUCCCGCGCUCAACGACUCUUUGAUCUUGACGCGGAAAGCGCAUCUCCUGCGAGAAGCGCGAGACAAAUAUUACGUGCGCCUUCUUCCCAUGGACGAACUUCACGAGAACGAAACAUCUCAGGGGAUCUGGACAGAUGCUUACAUCAAGCUCCUUGCGUUCAAACUCACGGAAUACAAACGCGUACUGGUACUUGAUGGGGCCUCCCAGCCAAGAGGGAAUCUCGACACCGUAUUCCUGCUCCCGAAAGCUCCAUUGGCAAUGCCGUGGGUCUUUUGGGGGGAUUCUGUCGGUUGGGCAUUCUCCAACCAGAUGAUGCUCAUCACACCCUCCCUCAAAGGAUUCGCGAAGGUAGAAGCAGAGAUCAAGAACGCGGAUCCUGACGAUUACGACUUGACGAUAGUGGAGAAGUUGUACAAAGGCAAAAUAUUGAAGAUUCCACAGAAGCCCUUCCACCUGAUGACCGGCGAGCUUCGCCGAUUGGAUCACUCCCAAUACUUAGGAUCUCCGAGCAAGAAAUGGGAUCCGGAAGAGGCGCUGCAGAAAGCCAAAAUGCUGCAUUUCUCAGAUUGGCCCGUUCCUAGGCCAUGGACCAGCGCGUCCCAGGCGACGCUGAAUAAGUACAUGCCGAAAUGUUUGAAAAGAGAGUGGUUCGGUGCUACGGACUGUAAGAACCGCAUGAUUUGGAUGCAGCUGUAUAGAGAUUAUGCUGCGAAGAGGGGGGGGUUCUGCGGGAGUCACUUUGAAGCAAAGGUAGGGGAGCAGGAAGCGGAUGCCAUGGUAAGACAUGGGAGGUUCUAUCACGGGUACGAGGAUUCCUAG
Messenger RNA from Drepanopeziza brunnea f. sp. 'multigermtubi' MB_m1, 1188 nucleotides. RefSeq lists its product as uncharacterized. Lineage: Eukaryota; Fungi; Ascomycota; Leotiomycetes; Helotiales; Drepanopezizaceae. Gene Ontology annotation, molecular function: glycosyltransferase activity. The record is from RefSeq and is a predicted model, not a curated record.